Molecule: messenger RNA, 2163 nt
Organism: Nannizzia gypsea CBS 118893
Lineage: Eukaryota; Fungi; Ascomycota; Eurotiomycetes; Onygenales; Arthrodermataceae
Product: G patch domain-containing protein 1
Exons: 2
Coding region: 1-2163 (720 amino acids)
Biological process (GO): mRNA processing
Cellular component (GO): nucleus
Molecular function (GO): RNA binding
Source: RefSeq, a predicted model, not a curated record
AUGGCGUACAAGCGGUCCCGCGCCGCAUAUGAAGACGAUCUCCCCGGAUCUCCCUUCGUCUUCUACGGCACCCCGUUGCCCCCGGACGACCGUGAUGCGCGAGACGACGGGUCGUACGUGCCGUUGUGGAAGCAGGAGGUCAGGGACGAGAGAGGGCGGAAGCGUCUGCAUGGUGCCUUUACCGGUGGAUUCAGCGCUGGAUACUUCAAUACGGUAGGGUCCAAGGAAGGAUGGACGCCGUCGACGUUUGUCUCGUCUCGCAAGAACCGGGCCAAAGACAGCAAAGACCAGCAGCAGCGGCCGGAAGAUUUUAUGGACGAGGAGGAUCUACGAGAGGCAGAGGAAGCAAGACAGCUGCAGACGUCUACCAAGUUCGACGGCAUCGGGUCUACAGCUACAGAUGCUGCCAUCAGAGAAACUGGGCUGGUCGACCUGUUCAGCUCGUCAGGGGAGACGGUGGGGGUGCGGCUGCUGAAGAAGAUGGGAUGGAAGGAAGGCCAGGGGAUAGGGCCCAAAGUGAGGAGACGAGCGAAUCUGGACGACCACCACGAUGAAGACGACGGCCAGACAUACCUCUUUGCGCCGGAGAAUACCCCCCUGAUCUCGUUUGUGGAUAAACACGACCGCAAGGGCAUCGGUUUCGCCGGAGAGCAGCGUCUGGAUGAGACACUUGCUAUUAUGCCAUCUUCAAAACCAUUUAUACAUGAGAAAAAGACGCAAAAGGGUAAGCCGCGACGGCUGGGUGGGUUUGGCGUUGGAGUGCUGAAUGAUACCGGGUCGGACGACGAGGACCCGUACGAGAUAGGGCCGAAUAUAUCAUACAACAGAACCAUUGAAAGCUCCAAGAAGAGCUCCAAGGCUAAAAAGGGAGCAGACGUCUCAAGGCCGGCCAUCAGAUCGUCAAACCCGCUGCUUGACACCAAGCCCGUCUUUAUUUCGAAAAAGGCCGGUGGCACCGCUAAGGAUAAAGAUAGAUCGGGUUUCAGGAAGUGCCACGACGGACGGCUGCCGCUGGACGGCUUCAUCCUCAGCGUACAGAUCGACCUCACGCCGCGGAACAAACGAUACGAUCCCCCCAAAGUGCCCGAAGGCUGGGUGUCUGCAAAGAAGACGACGACGACUGCAUCUCCAGCCCAGCAGGUUUCGCUGGCCGAAGCUGUCAGGGCGUCUACACUCGAUCCCAAGGCAAGAGCUGCACUGUUAGGAGAGACACAGCUGCCAGGCAAGUCGGUGUUUGACUACAUGACCCCCGAGGCCCGCGAGAAGAUAGCUCUAGCCACAGGACGCACCGACUUGCCGCCUGCACUGGGCGAAAAGGCGCCUCAGGGGUUUGAGGCGUCGGAAAGCCAGAAACGAAAGGACAUAUGGAACCUCAUCCCCAGCUUAGAUAAGGAUGCAGCUGUACAGGCCCUCAGCCGGGGCGCAAACGGCUGGAUGCCUUAUGCCGAAGACGAAAGCAAACGAAACCGCUACAGAUCCUUCCUCGAGGUCCGCGCGGGCAUCGUGACUGACCGGCUACCAGACCGUCUGCCAGGCUCCUCGACAGACGAAUGGAUCACAGAGCUACGUGAAUUCGCCCGCGCCGCAGAGGUCUUCAAGCCGAUAUCCGGCCUGAUGGCGUCCCGGUUCACUUCCUCUACCUCUACAUCUACGGCAAACAACAGCAACAGCAAUCAUACGCCCUUGCUGACACGACGAGAAGCCAAACCCGAAGAUCCCACUGAAUCAGCUGCAAAGCUAGGGAUGUAUGGUCCAAUGACCCGUCUGCUUCGACCGUUUGCUCCCGCCAGACUGCUCUGCAAGCGCUUCAACGUCCGGGUCCCUACCGGUUCCAAACACGACGGCGGAGUAGCCGGCCUCUCUGACUUUGCUGCCCUCGAAGCCCAGGCCGAGCUUCCGCCGCCGCUCGUCUCGAAGGAAACCAUGUAUCAGCUGAUGAUGGAGUCAGGCCGGAACAUAAUUCCAUCUUCUGCAGCAGCUGCCGGCCCUGGCCCUGGACCUAGACCUGGCUCUGGUUCUUGCCCGGUUAUGCCGGCUGAGCAGCCACCCGCGCAGCCGGCGGUGGUCGACCCAGAACGCAACGAAGCUCUCGAAGGCGAGCGGCCAGGCGAAGCGGUGUUCAAGGCUAUCUUUGGCAGCGAUGACGAAGACGAGGACGAGUAA